Molecule: messenger RNA, 2611 nt
Organism: Elaeis guineensis (African oil palm)
Lineage: Eukaryota; Viridiplantae; Streptophyta; Magnoliopsida; Arecales; Arecaceae
Source: RefSeq, a predicted model, not a curated record
UCUCUCACUCUCUCCCGCACUCCACCGUCGCGGGUUAUCCUGCUUUACCGCCAUCUCACGCUAUUCUCCCCUAUCUCUCCUGAUCCCUUUUCUCCAAUUCCCUCCUCUUUUCCCUCCCUCCCCCUCCUCUGAUCCUUGCAAACUCCUCCUCGGAUAUCGCCUCCAAACGAUCUCUCUCUUCGAAUUCCUCACUGCCUGUGCCGCCCCCUGGGAUCCCACCCUCUCUUCGUCUCUCUCUCUGGCUCUCUCGAGUUGCUUCAUUUCUGUUGCCAAAGCGGUGUUCUCACGUACUAAUUUGCCAUCCGAUUCAUAUAUAUGCGAAAAAACUACACAUUUGGAGGUUAACAUCAUAUUUAGAUCUUUAAAAACAUCCAAAUAACCAGUUAGCGGCAAAAAGAUUGGAUUUUGAUAGCAUGGGUCGGUCGGUAGGCAAGCGGAACUCCCCCCGGUCGCCGCCGCAGAUCGUCCGGCCACGGCCAGAGGUCCUAGAGGUCGGCAUCGUCCCGCCGAUGAACGCUCUGGAGAUCUUGCGGGAGACGGUGAGGAUCCUCCGUGCCGAUCCCUCCACUUUCAUGACAAUUCUUGCCCUCCUCAUCUUCCCUGUUUCCACCGCUCUGCUCUCCAACACCCUCAUUGAUGCCACCGCCGUCGGCGCCGUCUCGCGCCGCCUUGUCUUUUUAGCUGUUACCAGCGGCCUCCCUCUCACCCAUUUCCUCAAACAGAUGUGCCAUCAUCUAGCUGGGACGGUUGUUUCCUCUGCCUUUUGCUUCCCUCUCUUACUAACCUUCCUCCUCCUUGCCCGGGCUUCCAUCGUCUACUCGGUCGCCUGCUUUUAUGCUGGGAAAAAGGUCGUGGCUUUGGAGUUCUUCGGGACCAUGCGCCGGAUUUGGAGGCGUCUUGUAUUCACUUAUCUUUGGGUCUGUGUCUCCAUUUCCGGCUGUCUGGCUCUGUUUCUUGCCCUCCUCGUCGUAGUCUGCAAUGCAUUCUCCGGCUUGGGUUACCCUCCGGAGAUCGUCGUCUACCCGGCCUUGUUCACUGUGUUGGUCUUCUCCAUGGUGUAUGCCCACACGAUCAUAGUGUGCAAUCUCGCCAGUGUGAUCUCAGUCUUGGAGGAUGUGUUGGGGCCGCAGGCUUUGGUUCGGUCGGUCCGCUUGAUCAAGGGGCAGACGCAGGCGGGGCUGUUGAUAUUUCUGGGGUCGACGAUUGGGAUGGCUUUCGUGGAGGGGUUGUUUGAGCACAGGGUGAAAACGUUGAGCUACGGGGAUGGGUCGUCGCGGCUGUGGGAGGGACCUCUGCUGGUCCUCAUGUAUUCAUUUGUGGUGCUUGCGGAUUAUAUGAUGAGUGCGGUCUUCUACUUCACUUGUAGAUCUUCUAGCAUGCAAGUGUUGAAUGGUGAUGACCAUUCCUUGGAAGAACUGGGAAAUAUUUCUAUUGAGUUGGUGGAUGCUAAAUAAUACUGUAUUUGGGGGAGAAUGAUCCUUUUCAGCAUCAUUUUCACCAGGGCAAUGAGUAGUGAGAAAAGACAGGACUGCGGAGGGUAUAACUGCAGCAGUCGGUAAUGUGGAUUCCGGAGAGGGAGCAUUCCACCCUUUAUUUGUGGUGGAUGGAUAGCUUUGAUUGGAAAUUCUUCUGUGGAAGUACAAGAUUUAAGAAGCUCGAUGCCGUCUGAAAAAAUGCAGCUCUCUCUGAAAAUUACGGUCUCAUUUGAAAAUUUUAGUAAGCUAUGUAUAUCCCAAGGCUCUUAUAUUAUUGAGUAAAAAUACCCCUUGCAUUUUUAAGGUCUUUGAUCUCUCUUUCCAGCACUUCUUGCAAGGUCCAAUGAGAUAAUUGUUUGAGUUUAUUUUGCUACAGUUAGAUUACCAGAAUGAUUAGCAGGUGAGACAUCUUGUUGAGAACCAAUUCCUUGAGUUCAUGUCAAAUUUAACCUUUUGAUAUGCACGCAUCAGAUUGGGAAAGUUUCAAUGGUGCAUGAAUGGUAUUUGUGAUAUAAAGUUGCUCUCAAAUGAUUGCAUUGCACAUGCCACAAACAACGGAGAUAUUGUUGCCAGCUGAGACAUUUUGAUGGCAUGCUUGUAUUGAGGUACAGAGAUUCCUGCCUAGAGUUUUUUUGGCAGCCAAAAGUUUGAUCAUCAAGUUUAAAUGUCGAAUCAGGAACCAUGAAGUUAACACCACUUAGUUGAAAGUGAUGCGUCAUGAGGACAGGGAAUGGCAUUACCAAGUCUGCCAUGGGGCCAAAGACCUUCAUGAUUUAUAUUCUGCCAGAAGGAUUGGCAAGGAAUGGAUUGCAUCACAGAUGUAGAAGCACUGCUGCAAGAUGCAGCCACUGCAGACUGCUAGAUGAGCUGGUUGAUACAUGAUCUUGUUUGAGCAAGUUUAAAUCCUUCUGUGCAAAUAAGAAACAAGUUUGCCAGUUUGUUGACAGCUUUUGCAUGAUAAUUUGGGCCUGACCACAUAUUUACCAUAGAGAAAUUCUUUGUACACUGCAUACGAUGUAGAAAAAAUACACCACCCCAUCUAAUUGGGCCACGUAGCCACAGUUUUGCAACGCACAUUUAAUGCCUGCAGUUCUGCUCUUGCGUUUGAAAUUUUGAAUGACGAAAAUAUCCUUUCU